Molecule: messenger RNA, 20531 nt
Organism: Xyrichtys novacula (pearly razorfish)
Lineage: Eukaryota; Metazoa; Chordata; Actinopteri; Labriformes; Labridae
Source: the annotation of a GenBank genome assembly
AGGACUGCUACGUCAGAUCCUGAACUUGAGCGCCAUUUUUUCCUCAACAGAGGAAGAAAGGGACAAAAGCUGGACCAAAUAUAACUUAGCUCUGCAAACACCACCUCUCGGAUUAGCCUCUAUUUUACACCCAGCGGUGAACGCAGAAAGAGGAUGCUGCUUGGAUGAGCAUCUGCGUGCAGCGGACGCAGCUUACCGACGCACUCAGUUGAGGGCCGGCGGAAGUAAAACGGCAGCCGUGUCGGAGGUGGCACAGCGACAACUAACGUUAACCUGCACUGAAAAUACACCGAGGUAAAUAUUACUGAGGAGGAUGUGGGCAUCCUCAAGCGUGAGACGCAGCGUGUCCUGCUUAAUAACCCGGCUCGUCCCUGACAGCGUGCUGUAAGGAGCAGUUAAAUGACUCCAGGGUGGGCAGCAGCACAGACACAAACGCACACACGGGGAGGCAGCAGCACUGGUAUACAGUGAAGCUGUGUGAACUUACAUGAUCAAAAUGUAUUUUGUUAAACUCGUAGUAGAGGUUGAUUUCCAUGCAUGCAAUGAAAUGCCACGUUUAAUUCAUAUUAGAUUUGCAGCGAGAUACUGAAGUUAAAUCAGCUGUUGCACGUCAACUGUGGUAUUUAAUCUUAUGCCGACCUAAUUAUGAUUUUUGUUUGUUUGUUGUUGUUUUGUAGUUAUUCUUUUUUUUUUUUUUUUUUUAAAUUGUUAUUCAGUUUUCAUUUAAAUGUGUUUUUAGUAGUCUCCUUCAAACAUGAUCAGGUCACACAUUUACUCCUUGAUUUUUGACUGGUCCAUCCUAACAAAGUGAAAGUGGUUGAUUUCUCAGUCUUGGCAAGGAGAGGAUUCAACACAUGUGCCACCUGCUUUUAUCCCCUUUACAAAAAAAGGUUUAUUGGUACUCUCUGUGGGGCUCAACAAAGUAUUUAUUUUUUAGUGACUUGCUCUCUUUUGGAAUUAAGUAAUAGGUCAGUUACAAAUAAGGGUUUGCAUCAUGAGUAAUUCAAAAAUGUUUUAAUAGAUUGUUUUAAAAGUUUGCAUUAGGUUUAAAAAGAUGUAUAUUUUGUAUCUCUGAUGGUUUCAUAUAAUUUCAAUUUUUUUUUACAAAAAAAUUGGAUGCAUUUUUGCAAUAUAGAGCAGGAGAAAUGCUGAAAACGGUUAGCAUUUUUUGAAUGAAUGAAUGAGUUUUUAUGGUUACACCACAUUGACAUUUUUCCCAUUAUUCUCUGAAUAUUCUCUCAAAAUUGAUAAAAUCUAGAAAUUUUAGACAAGGUCUUCAAAAAGAGAAUGUAUCCAAGUAAAUGGUGAAUAUAUCUUUGUAUUUUAGCCCUUUUUAAAUUUAAGUAAACCAUGGGAACAAAAAAAAAAACAACUGUCACGUCAUGGACCCUAAUAACUUAUGUUACAAAUUAAAAAGAUAUGUCAAGCUUGAAAACAAAAUCAAACUUCUGAUGUGGCCUUCUUAAUGACCUAGUUUUCAACCAGCGACUCUCGAUAAUACUUAUACAUGGUGGAAUGAAAGGGCAAUGACUGCUCUUUGUAUGCUCACUGAAGGCCGAUCUUUUAAAUCAUUUGAAACAAUUAAAAAAUAAUUUAAAUUAGAGAACAGGGAUAUGUUUCGAUAUCUACAAUUGAGAGAUUUGUUUAUUAAAGAAAUUAAAAUGAAUUAUCAGCAGAGAUAAAGGAGGUUGUUGCAGUCCUGAUAGGAGCAUACAAACAAACCCCUUCAAGGAUGUUCACAAAGCUGUAUAAAGGUCUCCAGAAAAGUAAUGGCCAGAAUUCUUUUUCUAUAAAGUCUAAAUGGGAAUUAGUAAAAAAGAAUUUAGAAAUAAAAGCUCAAACUAUGACUGAAUCGAUGAAUAGAUAAGGAAAAUAGUUGGUGAUUAGUUUUCUUGUGAUCUGAAUUUAGCAGCUCUGUUUAUCAUUACUCUGUGUGCUGGUGCCUCUGUUGAACUUCCCUUGUGUCUUUAACAGGACACAAUGUAUCAGCUUCCAGUUGGAAAUAUUGAGAAGAUUCGAAAGGCACGCAAGUCUGUGAAAAACAUACUGACAGAGAUUGGGCUGGAGGACUGCCAAAACCUGCUAAAGGUAUGAUUGUUUUGGUGUAAUCAAGGAAAUUUGCAAUAUUCUAAAAUAUGAUUGUACUUGUUACAUAUUUACUCACCAAGUGUACUGAUGCUAUGGUGUUCCACAUUUUCUCAUCCCUUUCAGAUGUCAUAGGUGAUCUAACUAAAAGCUGUUUUUAAUCUAUUUUACUGCACAGCUUAAUCAGAGCAGUACAUUCCCUGUACAAUAACAGUAUAGUUAAGAACAGUUUUAUUCUGAGAAAGGGUUGUUGUAGUUGGGUACCAGAAAUGUUAAUACCACCAUUUUGAAAGAAAUUCAAAUCAGAUCCAGCUUAAAAUGGUCCCUCAUCCAUUCAGAGCGAUUCAUUUGUUGUUAUGGAAACAGGACAGGUUGGGGAUAUGGUAUUAUGUGUACAUUUUUCUGGGAUGUUAAGUAGAUAAUGUUACAAAUCACUGGGCAGAAUAGUCCCUGUACAGUCCACAAAGAUUGAUAAGAUUUUAUUACAAGAAUCUUUUCCUCUUAUUUUUUUCAAAUUGAUUAAAACUCAUUCAUGUUUAUCUAAACUUCACCCACAACAUGAUAGGAAAUGGUUGCAACAUGUAUGAUGAUAUGUAGUGAUCAUAAUGACCACAGCAUCAUGACCGCACAGGUUUUCCUCAGAUGUUGUUAAAUGUUUGUAGGCAUUUGUUUUGUAGAACAUUUUACUCAUCUACAUUAAUCAAACUGCGGAUUUUGCCGAAGUCAAAUGCAGCCAAUCCUGAGGAUAUUUGGUAAAACUGUUCUCAUCGGUUUGGGAAUGGUUUGUGUUGAAAAAUUGGCAUUGUUGCUUUUCAUUUUCACAAUACCUUUUGUCCUUCCUAAUACUGCAGUAUAGCUUAAGAUGAACUUGUUCCAAAACCCAUCUUUGCUCAUGUACCAUUCACUGAACAGUUUCUCAUACUUUUACUGAUGAAGUUGUGGUGCAUUUUGCCCAAGGUGUAGUGUACAUAUACAUUCAAUGCAAAACCUUGUCCACAUGCUUUAAACAAUGGACCUCCAGGUAUGUACAACAUUAGCCACAGGUGUUUCAAUGAAGUUUCACUGCCUCAUCUUUACAAGUGGUCAUGUAAAAAGAUCACUCUAGAGCUGGGGAGGACGUUGCUUUACUCCACGACAGCAGAUUUACAGACCUGUCAAAUCAUGAAGCCUCCAAAACUGCUUACUUUCUCAAUGAUCACAAGGUGAGCUUAUACUCCAAGGACUAAAAGCAACUUUGAAAGCAGGACUUGUAAAGGACAUGUCACUAUUUGUCAAACUGUGAGUUUUAUACAUGUGGUCUAUGUGUGUGUUUCACUUUACAGAAUCUAAAGGAAAACUCUGAGAAAACCUCAGAAGAAGAUGAUACCUUUCAGGAAACUGAGUGGGUGGAUUUCACUGAUGGACACCAUGGCAGACAGUAUAAAAAGGUGAAUGUGACAUGUGGUAAACAGAAUCUUGUUAGAGAGAAGAGUUGUGAUUCCAGGGGAUGCAAUGGAAAAUACUCUUUGUGUAGUAAAUAAUGUUUCAUUAACUGAUAUAACUGACUGUCUCUUUCUUUCCAUUCAGUGGCCUUAUCGGUCGCGGUCUUUGUGCUGCAACCUGUGCAAGUACUCGACUAAAAACAUCUACAACUUCAGGAGCCACGUGUCUCGCUGCCAUAAAUUUGUGCAGCCCUACUGUGCACUUGCACCCUGUUCACAGUGCCUCUUCAUCGGCCACCCCAAGGUCGUCAAGAAGCACAUGAUGUUCUUUCACACCAAACCCACCAAUCAUUUGCAACCAACAAGGGAAGCGCCUGUACUCACUCAUCGGGGAAAUGAGCGGUACCAGUGCAGAAAAUGUGGAUUCCAGGCUUCUUCCAUCUUCGUGAUGAAAAAGCACAUUAUUCUCAAGCACCUGGAGAGAAUGGCAGAACAGUACAUAGGCUACAGGUUACACCUUCAAGGCACUACGUCUGUAAAAGUCCACUGCUGCAAGGUGUGCAGGGUGAACACUGGAACCCUGGACCAAACGUUACAUCACAUGUUGGUGGAGCCGACGCACUAUUCAGUCAGAACACAGGUGCAAAGCUUAAUUUAUGAGAACAAGAACUACACCAUUAAAUCAACUCCAAAUGGAAAUGGAUUGUUUGUGACAUUCCCGAGCAUCGCUCCCAAACCCCAAACAACUCAAAUGUUCAACAGCAAGCCCUUGGUGCUUCCAAGUAAUGGCCAGCCUGCUGGUACUGUGGUGACAUUACAGCAACUACCAGGAGCUACAAACAGUACUACUCUGAUCUGUACCCCUGGGACCAACCAAGCUUUCCUUCCCCCGCAGGCAUCAGCGCUGGUGCAACUAGCUAGUGCCGAGGCUAAAGGUCUGCUCCAGCCUGGCGCCACUAUUGCGCUCAGAAGUGCGUUGCCUCAAGCACCACCGAUGGUCCAGCUCCCAGCUAUGUCCAGUAUGUCUCUGAAACCUGCAGCAAUGGCUAUAGCGCCGUCCUCUCAACCUCAACAGAAUUCACAAGCACAGCAAAUCUUUCUGCAGUCAGGACUGCAGGCCAGUAUGGCAACUGGCCCUGGACCUGUUACUACUGUUUCUAAACCUGCCGUAGUUACGCAAAAUGCACCAGUAAACCAAACAAACCAAACAAACCUACAAGGUACCAUGCUGACUUCACAGUCUCUGUUGAGUCACCUGAUCCCGACCGGUAACAAAGUAAACGGCAUGCCCACAUAUACUUUUGCCCCGUUGCAAGCACCAGUGCCUAACAGUCAUAGUACAAACACCCCUCUGAAGUCAAUCGAGCAAUCAAGUAACUCCUCGCCACAAACUAAGAAAUGGAUUACCUGUCCACUCUGCAAUGAACUUUUUCCCUCCAAUGUCUUUGAGAUCCACACAGAAGUUGCACAUCAGACAAAAUCCACUUCAGCCAAGUCGGAAAGUGUGGCAGCACGGGCAGCCUUCUUGAAGAAAAUGCCAGACAAGACCAUUAAAUGUCUAACAUGCAAAAUUCUGCUAUCAGAGAAAAGUGUCUUCCAGCAUCUGCUCCAUGGCCUGAACUGUUUGUACUGCUCAGCUCUGUUCUUCUCAAUCAGGCAGCUUGCAGAGCAUGUUAAGCUACAUAGUCCCACAAGCAGGGCAUACUGUGAUUUUCUGAGACAGAAGUACAGGGUCUACUCAAAAGCUUCUGGUGGCAUUGUGUUUCCUUACUUUGAUGUCCACACCACGGCCCCUAAAGAGGUCUUGGGGGACACUGAGGUAAACCUUGCCCUCGUCACAAACACCCUUGACUUGAUUUUCUUUAAGCUACAGCCAUCCAGCCUGCCAGAAAUUUGCUCAGCGCCUGUGAAAAUCAACAGCACGUACUGUCCCUUCUGUGAUGAAAAGUUUCACAGUGAAUCUCAACAUCUUCAGCAUCUUAAAGAGAAACAUUUUGUAGCACCCACCAUUCAUGCGAUCCUGAAGACGGAGGCUUUCAAAUGCAUAUACUGCAACGGUGUGUACACAGGAAAGGUCACCCAGCAAGCUGUGAUGCUUCACAUUCAGCGAUGCCGUUGUUCACCUAAACCGCCACAACCACAGCCACCUAAACCUAUAGUAGCACCCCUGCCUCCACCAAAACCAGCUCAGCAGAUCACCCAGCCGUCCGGACUCUACUUUCUCCAAGUACCACAAGGGCUGACAGUGAAACAGGCUCUGGCGCCAGCUCGCGUGAUUUCCGCUGCACCCCCUCCAAGGCCUCAAGAGACAGAAGCAGAGAAGCUGUCCAAGCAACGGCUAGAGGCGGCUUUGAGGCAAGUCAUAGAAGCCAAUAAACGAGAGCGAGAAGCAAAGGCCGCCAUUCGAAAGAAACGAGAGCAGGAGAAGUUGUUGCCCCCUCCAGAGCCUGUGAUUCAGAGUGACCCCACAGUGAAGCUGGCUCUGGAACCCAACACAGUGGAGCGCCGCAACAGCGAGGAGCGCAGAGAUUUUAUAUCCAAAUACUUCAACGUCAACCCCUACGCGACCAAACCGGAGACUGAGGAGCUGUGCAGGAGGCUGUCGCUCACCAAAGCAGAGCUAGCAGCACUCUUCAGCAAGAAGCGCAGCAAAUGUAUGAAGAGCCUCAAAAGAAACACAGCGGCCAUUCUUCUCGGGUUCAACAUGACAGAACUGAGCAAAGUGAAGCACAACCUCCUCAUCCCAGAGCCGCAAACUGUGGACACGGCAGAGCCCGAGCAUUCUCCAGAGCAGCCUGCAGAUCCAACAGAGCCGAUGGAAAAGAGUGACAAUGGACCAGAACCAAUGGAUGAAAGUGGCAGUGAUAAAGUUACAGGUGGAGAACAGGUGGAGCCAAUGGACUGUGUUUAAAAGAAAAUAAAAACAAAACUGAUAAUGAGAAGUAAUGCAAAUGCAGAUGUUCUUGAUUAAAAACUGAAUUAACUCCAAUAUUUUAACUAUGGCCUCUUAUGUUGAUAGCUGCUAGAAAAAGUUCAUCAUGCAGUGCAUACAGUGUAUUCCUGAACAUACGAGUUAGCUGUUAGUGAGGGCAGUUAGUUAAUGUAGCCUUCAUUAAUAGUGCUUUAUUUAUCGGUAUGCUGUCAAUGGUGUAUAUUCUAAUUUCCACAGUAAUGCAAGACCGCAUUACAAUGCUCCUACAAUACAGUUACAAAACAGACGUGUUUGUCAGAUGGUGUCAGACUGUUAAUCUAAAACAGUAUUUAGCUGGUUAUCAUCCCUCAUUCCUCAAUGGCUACUGAUUUUAUCUUGAGCACUGGUUUGACCCUUCAAGCUAUUUUUUGCACCCUUUAUUUAAUCCCCUUUGUAAAAAAAAACAACAAAAAAACCCCAAGUGAUUUUCUACAUCUUUGCUGGUGUACUCAUAUUCCUUUGACCUUACCUUGAGUUGCUUUUCUAUUUAAGUUUCUUUGUGUGUCUGUUGUUUUUUUUUUUUUUUUACCUUUUUGGACCUGUUGUACACAUCUUCCGUGUCUUAUUUUGUAUUUUUCUGCCGAUCUGAAGUUUUUCACGGGCCUUCCUUCUCCACAUUUAAACUGUUGCUUGAUCACAAACUCCUGCAGACAGUAUAGGUAAAUGUUCACCUUCAGACUAAAUUUGGGAGAUUGUACAUGAUAGAUUUAGCGGGAUUCUUAAGUGUUCAUGAACGCUUGGUUAUUCAAAGUUUCAAACCAUGUUGCCUGCAUGAGCAUUGUUCAAUUAGAUGAAUAUGAGUUGUGCCAUAGUGAGUUCUGCAUAUUUGCAUUGACUUGUGAAUGAUAAUCUGGAAAAUCAACAAUAUUAUAUUAUUGGGUGUUUAACACAGAUACCGUUUGUUCUCUUGACAGCUUUGUUUUGUAUUUUCUGUAUUUUUUAUGAUUCCAAAAAGGUGAACUUUGAGAAAGGUACACAUUCUCAUUCUGUCCAAGGCCACUGUGUUGUCAAAAAUAAAGUGGUUCCCUUUUAUGAGUCAUUUGUUUUUAGUUUUCAUUUCCUAAUAAAAAGUGUAUUUAAAACCAAGCUGUGUAACAGCACCAUACUGUAUGUUUAUUUUUUAUGUACAUUUGAGCUGAAACAAAUUAAACUUUUCUCAAAACGAGACGGGAUGCCUCGAAGGGCAAUUCCUGAUAAAGAAUUUAAUUAAAACAAUUAGCAGGAAAAGAAAAAUUCAUGUUAAAUGAACUUAAAAAUGAGUUACUGUCACGUAUGAGGCUGAUAAUCUCAAAAUCAGUCUUUAAUCUCCUUCCAUGAUAUGCAUUUCAGUUUCUCAAACAAUAUUCACUUGUCAACAUAAUUUUCAAAUUACAUGAUGGUACUUAAAAUAUGUUGGGCCCAGCCAAACAUAGCAGUGUAUAGGUGCAGCUCAAAAAAUGACAAUCUUAUUGAAAAGUUCACUUUUUUUUCAUAGUUUAAUUCAAAAAGUGAAACUUCCAUAUGUCCUAGUUUAAUCACACACUGAAAUAUUUCAAUACUUUUGAAAGUAUUGAGAUAUUUCUCCUUUUUUAUGUGAUGAAUCUAGAAUAUAUGAAAGUUUCACUUUUUGAAUUAUGGAAAAAAAUGUAAUUUUUAGGUAUUCUGAUUUUUGAGCUGCAUAGACAGUACAUGUGUUAUUUCCUUCAAUUGUUUGACAGAUUUCUUCUUUAAGAUCCAGCUUGCACUCCUUAUGUACAUAUACUAUCGUUACUAUCAUUUAUUUUUUGUGACAUGACAAUUGCAGUACUUAAGGAACACAACGUGAAGCACCUAAAAAUGUAAGAAAGUUUACCAUGAGUAAAAAAGAACUACCUUGAUAAACCACCGUAAGCAGCCACAAUGGUCACUUUUUCACACCUCUGUUUCUGUUUGUUUCAAUUCUGUGCCUCUUGUAUCCCAGAGCAGCUACUGAACAGAACUUGCGUUGAAAUGUUUUUGUUAUCUAAUGCUUCACAAGUCAAGAACUCAUGAGUUUUUACUUCAUAGUGGGUCUAAUUUGAUCAAGAAUAGAAGGGCCGCUGUAGUUGUUGGUUUGAACGGCCUCUAGCUUCUUCAAGUACUCCACUGGAAGUCCAUUUUGCUCUGCACCCAGACACACCACCUAAAUAACACACAGAGAAAAAGAUAACUAUGAGUGAAAUUGCUGAUCUUUUGAAUGCCUGCUUCAAAAAGCCUUUUAAACAUUGUUGCACGCAGCACACAUGCACUUACCUCUUUGUACUGAGGAGAGGGAGGACAGGGGUGAAAAUUGUUCAUCUGGUACGUCCUGCAGAGCCUCAUACCUUUAUCAGUCUCCACUGAAACCUCCAGUGGGGAGUAUUGUCCCUGCCCCACUCCUUCUUGCCUGCAAAUGAAAAACCAAGGGUUAGAUAAAAUGACAAACUAACAGCUGAAUAAUCCACAGCUGGGCAUUUAUGCGUCUCACCUGUCUAAACUGUUAAGGUUUGCAUUGCUCAAAGUCCAGAUCACCCCCCACACUUCUCUGCCUGGAUGAGACCGGAUUGUGGCCACUCCACCAUGCCAACUGUUGUCCACAUGUUCCUCCCACAGGCCAAAGCUCAGUUCAUAGUCCUGUCAGAAACACAAAAACAGAGGAUGGUGAAAGAGCAAAGAACAAAAGGCUGCAGGCAGAUAUUUUAAAAAGACAUGUCUUUUAUUUCAAGGUGCUAUGUUUGUGUUUUCACCAGUGGCCCCUGUGAGCCUAGUUCGCUCACAGCGUGGUCCAUCAGGAGGGCACCCAGGCCCUGUUGUUGCAGCUGAUUCUGAUGGGGUGGCGUUAAAUCCCCACCAGCCAAUUAAUUUGACAGUAUUAAUUUUCAAACUGCACAGCUUGAAGUGCAAUAACUACUUGGCAAGUUACAUCAAAUAAAUGAAAAGUGCAGAGGUGUUGCUAUGGAUAGGGGAGAGUGGGGUAAGAUGAGCCAUUUUUCAUAUUUCGGAUCACUACAUCAAGGCGAUCAUAGUUCUGUCUCUAACUAGUGUAUCUGCAUGUAUUUCAAGAUGUUGUGCAUCCCUGCAAACCAACAGAAUGAGUGUAAACAGACCUGUUUUGAUAAUAUAGCAUGCCAAAAGUGUUCUCCUAUGGCAAGUUGACCAUAGGAGCGGGGUGAGUUGAGCCGUAUCCCUACUACCCCCCAUCUCCCCAACCCUGGCCAAAUGGCCCAACCUACCCAUGAACUACUAUGAUGACUAUUAGUCCUCUAACCUAAAAUGGUGGACUCUUAUGCUAGGUUUUUGACCUCAUGCUGUAGCUCAUAGAUACCACAAUUGAUGUAUAAAACAAAUUUAACCUUCAGACUCCAUGAAUUGAUGCCCAUCUCCUAAAUAUUCGGUCACAUGAUCUAUCUCUUGGACCAUUUCCAAGCAACAAGGGGCGGCUCAACUUACCCUUUGGCUCAACUUACCCCACUCUCCCCUAUUAGCCGUUACAACGAUUUUAAGCAGCAGUUUAUACGAGCGCCUCUCAACCAGUUUCAUAGAAAUUAUAACCUCAAUACCAUGAUCAUAAAAGUUUAUAAAACAACCAAAACUAUCAAGAAUAUUUAGAGCCUUAACAGCAAACUAAACAGGUCUGUCGCAGAUAAUUCCCACUCAAUGAGAACAGUAUGCAUGAAUGAUGGAAUCUGUGCUGCGUUCAAGAAAGACAAGGUUUACAACUGAACAACACUUCACAUAGGGUGUUCAUAUCGUCGAAAAAUGACAAGCGAGUGAUUUCAGUGAAUGAAGUAAUGGUCAAUAACAUUGUCAGUCUUAUUUUCUGCUCAAAUACUCUGAGUUUGUCAACUCAUGUGGCGUUUACGAGUAAUAAAUGGCACACUAUUAGUAAUGUUAGCUCAUUUCCACGCGGCGUCAACGGCAGCAGCAUUGUUUAAAUGCAAAACGGAACUAUGAUGAAACAAUUACGGUUAUAAUGUGGCGAAACUGUAUUAAUUUCUAUAUUUGCUGUAAAAUGUAGUAGUAGGUGCACUGACCAAUCCAUUACCUUCAAUCGACCGGUAGUGAAAAAUGUCGCUGAGGGGUUUGCCAGCUGAAGUCUCUCCUUCAGCAAGUUGCUCCCAAAAGCGAAAUACAUGAAACGAUCGUUAGUAUCGUCGGACAUGGUUUGGUUUAUCUGCACUGAGCUUUGCCAGCUGGAUGGCACAAUGGAGCACAGCAAGAAGAAAACCUGUGAACAGACAAGUCUGUUUACGAAUGGUGCAGACUUAACUCCUGUCAUGGUGGUUCCUCUGUCGGGGUUAUGGGGCUGGAAUUUAAAGCUACAGUGAAUCACAUCCCGAUCAUUGAGAACAAGACAGGCAUUCAUUUAAACAGUUAAUUCAUCAUUCAGGCAUUUACUCAUAUCUAAUCAAUGAGGUUUUUUUCAUAUAUCAAAUGUUGAUUUACAUUAGGAGGGGAGUACAUCAUGUCCUAACCAAAGGCUCUGUGGUUUGGUUCAUGUUAAUAUACCAUGGCAGGUUAUCGUUGCAUUUUGUACAAGACUGCGUGAAUCCUCAUGACACGAAAUAACGAGAUACUAAGCAGUCACUGGGUAGUCAGAUGCUCCCAAAACAACCGAUUAUUAUUUUACUGCAUGGAAAAUUAAGAUGGCAUCGUUUCAGCUUCACUAUUAUGAUCAUGGGUUCACUAAAAGUAGUUUUCUGUUGCUAUUGUUUAACUCGGGGGUGUCGAACUCUACCACAGCAAGGGCCACAAUCUGGAUUGAAGUCUAACCUGAGGGCCCAACAGGGUCAACGUUUAACCCAAACUGUCAGCCUCCUUUUCAAAAUAUACAUAAGAAAAUCAGCAGUUAUUAUAAACCACUUGGAAAUUCAAAAAGUAAAAAAGAUAAAUUUAUAGGCAAUCUGAGAUAAAAAAAAAAAAAAAGAUAGAUUGGUUCAAAAGAUCAGAACAUGAUAUUAAAAAUAGGGGGAAAAAAUCAUUUUGAAAUCAAGAAUUAAGUCAAAAUAUGACUUAAAAUUGGAAUCUAAAGGAUUAAAAUGACAAAUCUAAAUACUAUGUUGAAAAAAAUCAAAGCACAAAAUAAGAAGUCAAAUCAUGUCUGAUUUGUAAUCUUGAGAUGCAAAAUUGGAACUAUGGAUAAAACAAUAUUUUCCCCACAUUCCUGACUAUUUAUCAAAUCUUCCUUACUCUUUACUUUCCCAAAUUUUCAUGGUUUAUCAAGGAUAUUUUAAAUAAUGGAGCUAAAGUUUACAUUAUUAUACUGGAGGAAAUCUGCAGACCUCUUACUGGUGGGCCAAUAAUACAAAUAUAUGAUCUUGUGGAUCAGAUUUGGCCCCUGGGCCUCGAGUUUGACACCUGUGGUCUAACUGGUGGUUAUGAGGCAACACACAGAUUAUCUGAGGGGGGAAAAACACACUUUACGAUGAAGGGUCUUAUAUCACUAUUUAAGAAAACAAUACUUCUGUAGGUAACCUGUUAUAGUCUUUAUGUAAAUGUGCUUUUAUCAAACUAUGCCAGUUUUAUAGCAAAGAGAUGGACUAUAAAACUAUUCUUAGAUGUAAUGUGAUCCAUGAAUAGAUUGUGACAUAAAAGAAUAUUUAAGUUCAUAAAUAGAAAUAGUUUGGGGUCUAAAAUACAGAGGUAUUACACCUAGUUUGUAUAGAUUUUCAUUUGUCAAUUAGCACUUACGUAAAACUUAACUAUUGAAAUACUUUAUUCAGCCACAAAAUGAAAACACAUUUUCGUAUAACAAAAUCAACCAUUACCAAAAGUUAAAAUAAUUCAGAGUCAUGUUUAUCCACUAAGGGAUUUUAAUGUACAAAAUAGGAAAACAAAAACCGAACAAAAGCACAUGAAAAUUCACACCGCGCUCCUUUUGUGGAAAGAAAAAAGAAAAAUCCUGUACAAACAGCGGCUGACAGCAAAUGUACAGCCAGGUGAUCAUCUCCUCGGACCACCCCUGCCUCGUCCUCUUCCUCUGCCGCGCCCUCGUCCUCUGCCUCGUCCCCGUCCAGCCACUGAAAAGACAGAAGAGAGAGAGUGAGAAACAAGGGUAAAACAUUCACCAGCAUGCCGAGUGUUACCUAACAUUAACUUAGUCUAGUGGAAUGCAAAUCCCUGAAAGACGUGAGAGUAAAGGAAUAAACACAUAUAAGAGGCAAUCAAGGUAGUUAAAGUUAUUACAAACAGCACUGCUAUCAACUACAACAGUGAGGUCAAUACUCCCUUUAUCAAUUACAAAUGUGGCCUCAAAUAAAACACUGGCUCUCAUACAGUCCUCUCCUUUCAACAGGUAAAUGCUCAUUCAGAGUGUUACUAAUCAAUGACAGCAGCUGACAUUUGGUUAAUUAACUUUGCCCAACUUGACCAACUCAUGACCAGGAAAACUGAACUCUGAACUCAAAGUAUUUUGACAUAGAGGAUGACAAAACAUGCUGUGUAAGAAAUCUAAUGUUAAACGUGAUAUUAAAAAAAAACACGAGUCUGGUGCUUAACCACUUUAAGCACAGAGACAGGAGAGACAUGAUAGGAAGUCUUGCGUCACAGCAUUUGCUAGUUCUAUUGGCAGACCCGGGGUGGUGAUAGCUGGAGCACAAGCCUCUAUCACAGCGUACAACUACAACAUGGGCUCUUUGCUCUGCUCGGGGUUUGCAACCUUUGGAUUGUACAUGCUCUGCCGCAUGGAACUGAAAGAUUUGAGGUAUUCCCCAACUUUGCGAGAACAUGUACUCGACAUAAUUUGCAGUCCACAUUACUCUGCUUCAUGUCCAACCUAGAAACCCCGCACCGCUAACGUUUUCUUGCCAGUGUUGUUGGCGAUAUCAUCAUAUGUUGAGCCUUCUUCUGCAUUUCUGUCGGGGACAGCACUCAUUUUCUUUCUUUUUUGCUGUUGGCUUCACGUGUUAAAGUGCUAUGGUUGCGUGUAGCUGCAGCCUGCUACUAUGCAGAUGUUUGCACAACAGAAUUGAGGGCUGUAACCACAGACUCAUGGAAAGGCCUCACCAUAGAGUUGUACCAUCAAGUGUUAUUUCAUUCAUUACUGUGAAGUGAAGACUGCUCUUCUUGAGACAUGCAGUGCUGAUGAACUGAUACUGCAGAAAUCUUAGCUGACUGGUUCAAAAAUGUAUAUUUUGCAAGUACUCGAUUCCUUGAACGCAGGGAUGGAAUUGCUCAUUCUUAGUGACUACUGAGCUGGCACAUAUCUACUCUCUAAAACUUGUUUUUAGAUGUAUUUUUAUCUGUUCAGUUAAUAUCAUUUUCUUGUUUUAGUCCGUCAGGUUUUAAACUUAAUUUUUACCAUUUUUAUCUUUAUCUCCAGUGUUUCCCAAAGGUAGCUCUUUCCUCACAUGAUGUCUCGAUGUCAGGCCAUGUCCCUUUAACAAUUUAUCUUAAAUUCUCACUUUGUGAGCGCUUGUGUGGCUGAGUGAGUGUCUUUGUGUGUGUCUGUGUGGUCCGUGGGUGGGUGUGUGAGUGGGAGGGUCAGUUUUAUUGUUGUUUUUAGUCUGAAAAGUUGAAUUUAAGUUUAAAGCAGACCAUGGAUCAGACCAGUUUGCUGUGUUGUUGUUGUUGUGCUAAACUCUUAGAUGAUGUAAACACACUGCUCACCUGCUUCCCUCUUCUUGGACUUAAUCUUCGGCUCGAUGUCAACCAGUAAGGUGUCCAGUGGGAGGCUGUCGGGAAGGAUGAAGUAGCGAAUAUUGUUGCCACGGAUACUCAGUGAUUCCAGCUGGGUAGGCUCCCUGUUUUUCAGGGUCAUCUUCACCGCUUUGAGGUGGGUGUUCAUGCUCACAUCAACACCUGAAAGAGAAUACACAGAGCUUAAAAACUUAAAGUGAAUGAGCAAACUGCUCUCUGGUGGUAUAUCUGAAUGGAGGCUUUACUGUGAAAGUGGCCCUACCUGUAAUGGUGCCGUGGACCUGGGUGCCAUUCUUCAAUUCAAUGGUAACCGUCUCAUGGCUGAGCUUCAUCAAAAACCUGCAAAUAACACAAAGCAAGUCAAGUUAUGUGAGCAUAUUGGUCUAUAAAGUGAACCAAAAUCUACACUGCACUUUCUAGAGUCUUGUCCCAGUUGUUGUGACUCCUUGCAAGCGCCUUUCAUUUCAUUCAUCGCUUCCCGCCCGUUUGAAUCUACACCAAUCCUUCACUAUCACAGUAUUUCCAUCGAUUUUUAUUACUGCAAUCGAUAAACUGAAACUUUUCACGGGCUCUCACCUGACUAGUUUCAUGAUGGUGAUAAACUGUAGAGAAAAAUUCUCCACCGAAGAAAAAAUUGCAACGACCGAGUAAAAACACAGGCCGCUGUUGAAUCAAAUACGUUGCGGUUGAACGGAAAUGAUGUCAUUAGUAAGCGCCAUAGAGAAGAACUUUUGCUGAUGACGACAGCGCCCCCUAACAAUGGAGGUAUGUAAAGCGCUAAUAUAAUCUCCACCUUUUCAAGUAACAAUCUGUCGAAAUUUACAUCACUUUACUUCGUGUUUUAUAAUUCGUCAGCGCAAAAUUUUAAUCGAAAGAAGGCACAUCCGCAAAAUGUCCCUAAAAUGAACGUGUGCUUGUGAGACAGACCUGAGAAAUCAAGGGGGGAAAGUGAACCAGCUGGGGGUAAACUGAUCCACUUAUUUUUUCCACUCUGAAACUGCUGUAACGACACAUUGAAAACAUAAUGGUCACAUGACCACAGUGUGUCUUUUAAUUACCCUGUAAGUUGUCUUUGAGUGCCCUGAAAGGCGCCCACAAAUAAAUUUUAUUAUUAUUAUUAAAUGUGUUCCGUUGCCUAGAUACAAGGAGUGUCUCACAUUACCUCAAUGUAUCUAGAAUUUUCUAACAUUUCAACUUGCUCAUUUAAAAAUCAUAUCAAGAAUAACUAGAGGAUCUGCUUCAAAAAUCUCUUCAAAUUUGAUAUUUUAGUUCCCACUGUUGGCCGUUAGAUGGCACUACAGAGCUGUUAUAACAAGUAUUUUCCACCACCGUGUUGAUUUCAAUUCAAGUAAAUAUCAAGACUGUUCUUUUGAAUGGACAAAAAUGUCAUGAUUUGUCUAUCUUAAUUGAGGACAGUUUGAAAGAACUAUAAUAAAGUACUGACCAAGUUCUGAAUGACACUGAACAAGAAUUAUUCUCACGACUUUCCAAAAAUAUUAAGUUUGAGAAAUAUUUACCCCCCCCUCCAUUUUGCAGAUUUCUGUUGCUGUGCCUUUGGGGAAUCCCAGUUGAAGAAAAACUCUCGGCAACACACUUUCAGCUCUUUUUAUUGAGAGUAAACUUUGCACUGAGACUUUCAUUUACAGUUUUGGCCGCACAUCAAACCUCCUUUAUGGACCCACAGGGAAUGUAUCAAGUAUAAUCUAUGAGAGUGCAAUUUCAUUUCUUCUGAAUUCUUAAGUGGUUGGCUGAGGGAUCGUCAAAGUAGAAACAUUAAAUAUGAAGUACAAAAAUGGCACACCACAAAUUAAAAUUAAAAUCAGGAAAACAAACAAAAAAAAUAUCUUAAUAAUAUUAAAAGCCUCACUCAUCAGUCCUCCCCAUUCGAUAAGUUAAACACAACAAAAGCAUGCUUGUGAAAAUUAAAGAAAUCUGCGUUUUCAGUGUGUAUUCUCAGCCAACAAUGCAACCAAAACUUUUAGUGUGCAGUCAUUUUAAACACACGACCCCUCAAGGAACAAAGUCUGAAAUAUCAGGGGCGUCUCAUCUCAGAAGGCAAAUGAUUAUGAAAUGUCUUCAUAAGCACCUUCACAGUGUAAAUGUUCAACACAGAGAGGAAGAGGUGGUUUGUAGUUCCCUGGAGCACUUUCAACAACUUUCACACUGUGUUAUCAAUAAUUAGAGUGAGAUAUGGAUACGUUUGUGGAGCAGAGGGAGAAAUUUCAACAGACUCAGUUUGCUUUUUAGGCAGGAUAUUUGUGUUUACCCUAUGAUUAAAGAAUGAUCAAAACACUUCAAUAUCCAGCAUUUCAGUCCCCUAAGCACUAAACCAAAUCUCAAACACAGCAGGCAGUGUUUUAACUCUCUUGUAAACAUUACAGCUGGGCGAUACAGUCUGGCUCAAAGAUAAUCAGAUUAGGAAAACAAAGGUCAAUCCUCUAAAGUUUUAUACAUAGAAGUUUUUAAUUAAAUUGGAACUAAAAAAAAGUUUAAAAGAAAACAAAUUAUUCAAAUUUCAGUCAAACUGAGAAAAAAGUAUAGAUAAGUUUAAGGAAAAAAUAAAAAAUGUGCAUCAAAAAACUCUUUAUGUGGCCAUGAGUCCCCCACCACCACCAUCAUCAUCAUUAAAGAUAAUUCUCAUGUGUUCGAAUAGCAAUGACACUAAUAAAUAGAGACAAAAAAAGACAAAUACAAACAAAAAGGCACACAGACCAGAUGACUCUGGUCUUAUCUUAAAAUAGAUCUUUUUUUUUUUUAAGAAGGAAUUAAAAAAAGAAAAAAGAAUUACAGUAAAAACCCGACCCAGCUCCCGACCAUCACCAGCAUACUGUACCAGCCAUCAGUAGUGGAUAAAAGCUAUAUUUGAAACAAACUACAUGUGUGUUUCUUUACAGUAUUUUCUGACUGCUUUGGCUUGGUAUGAUUGAACAAAGUGACGAAAUUAAAAUCACUCAGAAUACAGACACCUCUUUGUUAAAUCAGUGAAAAGAUAUUCUGCAGUAAGGAAAUACGGUGGACUACAUUUAUGGUGUGUAUUUUGACUUGUCCUGAUGUGAAAUAUACUGUAGUGUCAUCAGAAUCUGCAUUUUUAAAGGAACAUUUAAUUCUUAUUUCUCACAUCGGACAAAAAAAACAUCUUUGUUAAUUGAAUAACUUUAUAAUUUUGUGAUUUCAAUUAGCUGGAUUGAGCGCUUUUUAAAUACUAUCAAUUGUCCAAAUAGAAUAAAAACAAUUAAUCACUUUUACUUUGACUCAGAAGUUCUUCACAUUUUCUGGUCAUUCCUUUAAGUUUAACCUCAUUCCUUUUUCUGAGGGGUUUCAAAAAGGACAGCACUGCUUAAGGAUACAUGACAAUACACUUCAGUGAUUUGAUCAAGAUGUCCUCAUGAAGUAUCUUGAGUCCUGCUUAAGCUAUAAAAUUAUCAUUUGACGUUCAGAGUUUGUCAUGUUGAAACUCUUAUUGUGAAAACUCAGCCAAACCAAUAGAAUAGAGCAUUUACGGAUGAAAACUCGUCUUUUUUUUUAUAAAGGUAGAAAAUGAUCUUGAAAUGGUAGCAAGAUGGUGCAGUGAGUGUAAAAACAACAAGCACCUGUAGCACUGGAGCAUCUUUGAACAAUACAUCCACUUCCCAGUUCUCACUGGUUCUUAAGGUGCUGCUCUCACCUCUGACUUCUCUAUCAUUUUUGUGGUGUUACAAAACAAUAGUACUGUUAUAGGCAUGUUGUUCUGGUGUUCAUUUCAGCCUACCAAAAGGACAGAUCAGUAGUAGUGUGUUAGCUCUCUAUCAAAGCAGGCACAGUGUGCAUGAAGGUCCAAAACUCUGAAUCAGGCCCUCUGAUUGUACAGUACGCUAAAACCAGCUCCGAGGUUGUGGUUAUCGUCGUAUUUGGCUCUGGGAGCUGUGAACAGGCUCUUGUUUGGGUCACUUUGUUCAGGCUUAAAAGGAGGCUUUCGGCAUAAUCAGCACCAAAACGUCACCCUGGAUGAACUGAGGAGGCAAACACAGGAGGCAGAGGCAGGGGGGGGAAUAAAUAAAAACAAACAUGUGCAGCAUUUUAUGAGUUAUGAUAUCAGUAGCUUUCCAUUGAUGUACUUUGUUUUAAACACUCAUUUGUUUCAAAUAAUAAUUCGUCUACUUUUUCAGAGCAGACAGAAGCACUUAAAAAACUGCGUAUGACAUCAUCUUUACUGGACAAAGUCCGCAGGUCUUAAUGUCCUCUCUACAUAAAGUAUAAUACACACAGUAAACACAGGACCCCCAGAAACCCACAUCUCUCACUGAGACGUCAACGUUACACUUCCCAUCACUGCUCCUCUCUAGUUCUUCCUUCCUUUCAUCUCUCUCUAUCCUUUCUCAUUUUCUCUUUUGUACUUUCCUCGGCCUUUUCUCAACGCCCGCUUUGCCGCUGUCACACCAGGUGCACUUGCUCCUCCCACUCCUCAGGUGAUUGGUCCCCCUCUAGCUGCACAAUGAGGUCCAAGUCUCUCUCUGUGGCCGGGGCAGUGUGUGCGGGACUGUUUUCGCGUUGGGAGUGCAGGCAAGGGUGUGUGUGCGCUUCGUCCAGCGACAGGUCAGCCACACACCCUGCGCCCGCACCCUCCUGAACCACCUCUCUGUUUUCCAGCUCCAGGGUGCUCGGCCUCGACGUCUUGGGUCCCUCUGAGCCCGCUGCACCUUGAUGGGGACUCGCUGACCCUCUCUCCGCCUCUGGCUCGCCCUCCAGGGGCUGCCAGACAGGAGCAGGGGUGGGGUCCCUGGAGGUCUGACUCUCUGUCUCAGUCUCAGUGUGCGUUUCUGGAGAGGAGUCAGACUCCGUGGUGGGCGGAGAGGGGAUGAGGGCGAGGCUCUGCGGGUUGUUCUGGGGGUUGAUGUUGUUGUUGAACCAGGCCAUGAUGUUGUCCAGCAGCUGGGCACUGGCGGUGGGGUCCAGGGCCUCCAGGCUCUGAGGGUCGCUGGGGGUGAAAGGGCCCCCGGGUGGGAUAACUGGGGAAAGAAGAAGCUCCGGCUCGAGCUCCGGAGAUGGGAGGCACAACUGGGCGGGGGGCUGGGGGUCUGGUUUGGGAGGGUGUUCAAGAGCGCAGGCAACGGGACGCUCCUGAGUGUAAGAGCUACUGUGUUCUGGGAGGGGGGUGUAAGAGCUGUCUGGUUUUGGGGGGCCGUCGUACGUGGCUGCGUGUUCCCGGUUGUAGGAACUUUGAUGGGCGGGUUUCUGGGUGCGUUCGGUGUGUUCGGCCUCGGCUAAAUAAGCAGUGGGGUGGCAGUAACUCUGCUCUUUGCUGUUAAAGCGAGGGUCCGUGAUGGUGAUAUGGUUGAGCACAUACGGAGCGGGGAGUGCACUCUGGUCGGGUCUAUGGCUGCAGCCGCUGUACGCGGGCUCGCUGCUGCUGUAGGGGGCAGUGAGUGUACUGUGGUUGUAUGUGUGGUGUGAGCACAGCUGCUCCUGAGUGCGCGUGUCCAGGUCGUACGGAGUGGUUAUGUUCCCCAGUUUCAUAAGGCUGUCUCCCAGCUCCAGCAACUCCGCACUGAGAGAUGGAGGCGGGGGAGGGAGGGGGAGGGAGUUGGAUGAGGGAGGCUGGGAUGUGGAGUCUGUCCUGUUAGGGGGACGGGGAGGAUCCAGGAGAGAGGUGGGGAAGGAGGGGCCUCUGGCUCCAGGAGGACCGUCGGCGUUGAGGGCGUGCAAAGCGACACUGCCCAGAUCUCCCGCAGGACCCGUCCUCCUCUCCUGUCCUCUAUCCAGUCCGCCGACCAGCUCCACACGUCCCUCCAUGCCCCUCUCCAGGCUCCGCUCUCUUCUUGACUCCUGCAGGGAAAGCUGGAUGGCGAGGAGGAUGUUCGGGUCAUCUUCAUCCAGCGAGCCCAGCGCUCUCCUGCGACCUUCGCCUCGCUCCGGUCCUUCUGGAAAAAACACAACAUCGCAUUUGAACGAGGACUGCUUUGUAUGGCUUGAUGCAUAUCGAUCCCAGCGAUCAAUGUGUCUGCGUUCUUCCAGAAAACAAGAUUCAUGGAGCUAUAACUUUAAAUCCCAUUUGCUGGUUGUCAGGUGUAAUGACAAGUCAGAAUUUAUAAGUGGGGGCAGAACAGAGUUGGAUUAGGAUCAAGUGUUUGUACAAAUAUGCUGUUAUAGAUGAUCUGUUGUUUAUGGGGUACGAUAUGUGAGUGAAAGGGGUGCUUAAUUUCAAAAUGCCUCGUCCUGUAUGUACGUGGAAAGAGCUGAAUGUAGGAAAUCAUGUUAGAUAAAGAUCGUGGUGUAAUAUAUUAAAAGAUUUUUUUUUGCAGACCUAUGUUGUCACUCCUCCUGCUGGUCUCUGGCGUGUUGCUGCUGCUUCUCAGAUUGUGCAGACUCAGCAUAUCUCCCCUGCGCCGUGGCCUGUGUCUGCGGCGGUACUGAAUGUCAGCAUAAUCCUGCAAAGAGUGAUUCAAGCUGCAUUAGUACAAAGC